Molecule: messenger RNA, 1545 nt
Organism: Podospora anserina S mat+
Lineage: Eukaryota; Fungi; Ascomycota; Sordariomycetes; Sordariales; Podosporaceae
Exons: 1
Coding region: 1-1545 (514 amino acids)
Biological process (GO): Golgi to plasma membrane protein transport
Cellular component (GO): trans-Golgi network
Source: RefSeq, a predicted model, not a curated record
AUGUCGUCGUCCCUCUUCUCUGCCCAGUUGUAUCCCGGGCGGGCCCUUGGAUUUCUUGUCCUCGGGGCCUCACUCCAUGACAUAUUGACACGAAUCAAAGCCGAACCACAACGUUUCCCCAAGAUCGACUUGAUCUACGAUUCACAAAUUCCAGUUACAAAGGAAACCAUCGUUGGCUUGCCGGCCAACGGUCUCCGGUUGCAAUUUGACGGGCCAGAACAACGACUCCGAUUAAUCGAAGUCAUCGACUUUACGAAAAACCACAUAUUCUUCAAGCCAGCAAAUGAUAAAGAGCGAGACCUUGUCCGGCCACCGAGCGAUCUCCCCGCGGCCGACAGCACGCCCGAACCAACAUUCCGACACAUUUACCAACGCUUCUUGGGCCCUACUUAUGGUGGAGAGUUCGUGAAGAAGCCUGGAAAUGCUGGAUUGUACAUCCUCUCGUACCCGGGCGUGGGUUUCGUCUUUCCCAUGAAAAAGACCCAGUAUUCGCCAAAUAAGGAUGUUGUCUCUUUGCUGUCAUCCACGGCGGUGCCCCAAUCCAUGGCCAUCUUCAGUGGUGACUCGUGGGCACAGGCUCGCAAGACAAUGUGGACAGAAGUGCUCCCCAGCAUCAAGACUUUCGCCCCUCUAAACAAGGGUAAAGAUGUCUGCCCCGAUGAGGUGUCGCUUGUGAAACUCCACGGUGGUGGUAAAGUACAGCUCUUUCGGAAAUGGACCAACAACUCGUUCUGGAUAUUCUUCGGUGAGACUACCCCUCAGGAACUAGUAGCCGAACUGGGGCCCCCAGAUGCUAUAUAUCGCAAGAAUGACCAGCGCAUGUACAUCCAUAAGUUGAGGACAGCAAGCAACGCAGCCGGGAGACCAAACGGCAAGGAUCUCAAGGACGACAUGACGGAUACGGACCAGUCAUCUCUGAACCACUCUGACGGCUAUCAAUCCAACGAGGAGGAGGAGGAGGUUGUCGAGGACGAAGCUGUUAAUGUAGCAGGGGAGUGUUUCUACAAUUACUUUUACCUUGGGUUUGAUAUCCUGGUUUCAACGCCCACAGAGCCGUCAGAGACUCCCCCUUCGUCAAGCGGCAAGUCACUACCUGGACCACUUGUCAGAUCCACAAACCCUCACCGACAGGUGGCAACAAAGCUGAUCUUGCACGGCAACGUGCCGGGUUCCUAUCCGUUCAACCGGCACCGUCGGUGUAGGUGGGAGAUUGCCUAUCUUGCCAAGGGAGAUCACGAUGACAAAGUGCCAAACUCGGAGACAUACUUUCCAGAUCUGGAGAAGAAGUUGAAGGAGGAGUGGAAGUCGAUGUAUGCCUCGGAGAGCGAAGCCCAGCAGAAGCAGAGGGGUAUGGUCCUGAACCGCGGCUGGGGUGAUUCGCCGGGCAGCAGUAUAGAGAUGCUGGGCGGGUGGGAAGAACCCGGGGCCGGUAUGGGUAACAAGUUUGAUGGGGGUGAGGACUCUACGACAACACUGUAUGGGUACCCGGGCUUGGUGUUUGAGGUGUUGAGAAGUGGGUUUGUGAGUGCUGUUACCGUCUUUUAA